Suillus clintonianus is the source of this 1332-nucleotide messenger RNA. RefSeq lists its product as uncharacterized. The coding region runs from base 1 to 1332 and encodes 443 amino acids. The record is from RefSeq and is a predicted model, not a curated record. Lineage: Eukaryota; Fungi; Basidiomycota; Agaricomycetes; Boletales; Suillaceae. The transcript is spliced from 6 exons.
AUGCGUCAAUCUGACGCUACAUUCUACAAGAACCUCGACCCUGCUCUGAUGUCAGCUGGAAAUGUACAUUCGGGAGCGGGGGAUACGGGAUCCCAGAGUUCAGAGGCAUCCGCUGACGACAAUGAUGAUGAUGGAGGCCAUGCUGACGAUGAUGAAGAGGAGGAGGAAGAUGAUGUCGAAGAUCAAGAAGUUAGCUGGGGAGCAGCGCAUGGGCGCCUUACUGCGCAUCCUGGUUUUUCGAAGGAAGUCGAACCAUCGCAACCUCGUGUCACCACUGCUCUUCCAACCGAUUUCGAGUUUCAAUACUCACACGAUGAGGAUGAAAACACAGCCGAGAAUAAUUUGGCAACUGAUGUGUCCAGUGACGAUGAGAAGCCCGCGGAGCAUACUGACGAUGUUCUGCAGGUUCACCACAAGCGAAACGGACACCCCCAUCUGCCUGAUCCUGCCGUCCUCGAGCUUUUGCGUCAGGCCGAGACCAAACCUCUCGAUUCAAAUAUCAAAGCUCGUAAGGUAUCAGCCAAGAUAGCAGGUGAAGGGCCCAAGGCCACGCAGCUGAGUUGGUAUGGUCCUUGUUGGAAGAAGUUUCUCGAGGACAUGAAGGGAGAGUGCCGUGUCGAGCAUGCGAUGGAGGAUCUGUUCCCGACCUUCGUUGAUGGCUUGUCGGGAAGCGUUUACGAGGUCCUUACAGCUUCGCUUGUACAAUGGCUUGAAAGCGGCCAACAAGUCGAAGGUGAUAUUUGGCCCGAUCACAAGCCCGACAUGGCCAAGCUUCUGUUUGAAGAUCUAUCUACAUGGCGCUCGGACCUCAAGAAAAUCGCUAUCAGUAUCGCACCCUCUAUGUAUGACAUAAUCCCACCAUCUCAUAUCCCCCCCCAAGAACGUGCUUCGUGGGUCCAAGAACGCGCUGCAACCUUACUCAAAAAAUCUCUUUUUUUGCGCAAUGGUGUAGAUAGUCUCGGGAAAACUCAAAACGUUGCUCACCCUGCGCUCCACGAAGCCACUAUUUCGUUCUUUUACACUGGAUCCUAUCGUGUCGCCCGCAGGAGACCAGAUAUUUUCCGUGAGCAGCUACCACUGGAAUGCUUAGCUUUGUUCAAUUGCGUCCUCGAUGGUUUAGUCAAGAACGGUAAUGGAAAGACAUACCCGAACUUUUCUUCCACGGAGUAUAAGGCUAUCUAUACCAAGAUGGUCAAGCUACUCAACGAUAUCAAGGAGCACCCUUAUCACGGACCGAAGCUCGCAAAACAACUUCGUUUAUGGGCAGAGUCCUUUAAGGUCGACGGCAGUGAUCUUUUGAAGCAUCAUCAUCUUCAAGUCCUGCUCAAUUGA